AUGGCUCACUGCGAAGCGGCUUCUAAGCCGAUAUUGCAAUGCCUCCGACAGGCGUAUAAGGGCCGUCUCGCUGCAUCGCAAUUGCGGCUGGACCGUUCAUUCUCGUCAACCGCAGCUACUUUGAGCAGCGCUGGAACAGAAGCAGCAGCUCCCAAAGAGCCAUUCUACAGAGCCAUCGACCCAGAAUUGGUAUCGAGCCCUCGCCUCGAAAGGAGACUUAUACGAGCGGGAAAGUUCCCAGUCGGUUCUCGUCGACGCCGUGCUGCGCUGCAAGGGUCACCAAACCACCCUUUCGAACAACUACCCUUCCAAUGCUUCCAGGAUGCCCGAAAAGUCCUUCAGGAAGACCGUGAGGAGAAACUCCAGCAGAUUGAGAAAGAGAGAGCCCGGUUGGCUAGGCUACGUGAAGCGGAUCCGGCAACAGUUGGGGGGGAAGCACAGCAGCAAACGAGGAUCAAGAGUAUGGGAAAGCACCUAGAAAAAUUGAAGAUUCUAGCAGACAUAAAUGAUCCUCUGGUUAAGAAGCGAUUUGAGGACGGAAUGGGUGAUAUGUCGAAGCCCAUAUACCGGCAUUUGGCCAACCAGAAAUGGAGGGAAUACCGACGAUUGAUCCUCAUCCAGCGACUUACACAGAUGAAAGUCGUUCCCGACGUUCUCCCCCACGUCGACCCUGUUGUAGAUGUCCAGCUCUUCUUCGGAAAGAAGCCAAUUCAACCAGGUGUAUUCGUUGAUUCUCGUAUCAGCAUGCUCCCGCCUUCCCUCGAUAUCCAGUCCUUCGAUAAAGGUGAAAAGUUGGUCACCAUUGCCGUUGUCGAUCCAGACAUACCCAAUUUAGAAGCAGACAGCUUUGACAACAAAACCAUUUUCUUAGCUGUUAAUGUUCCCAUUUCGCCUACUUCAACCUCCGUUUCUCUGAGCGACCUCGCUGAAUCCCAAGUUGUUCUCCCUUGGACAGCUCCUUAUUCGCUAAAGGGCAGCCCUUACCACAGAAUUUCAGUCUUCGUGAUGGAGCAGAAGGAUCAAAAGGCAUUGGAUCGGAAUACUGUCGCAGAGAAGGCCAACCGUGACUCCCGCCUUCGAAGCUUGGAAACCAGGCACCAAUUGAAGCCAAUUGGCGCAAAUCUCUUUAGAACCCAGUGGGAUGACAACAUGGCAUCUGUCAUGGAGGAGCUUGGAAUCGAAGGGGCUGACGUCGAGCUGAAGAGGAAGCGCGUGGAGCCGCUUCCAUAUAAGAGAAGAAACCCAGCUUCUUUCAGAUAA
Messenger RNA from Nannizzia gypsea CBS 118893, 1260 nucleotides. RefSeq names its product mitochondrial 54S ribosomal protein YmL35. The record is from RefSeq and is a predicted model, not a curated record. Lineage: Eukaryota; Fungi; Ascomycota; Eurotiomycetes; Onygenales; Arthrodermataceae. The coding region runs from base 1 to 1260 and encodes 419 amino acids. The transcript is spliced from 2 exons.